This is a messenger RNA of Thermothelomyces thermophilus ATCC 42464, 2313 nucleotides long. RefSeq lists its product as uncharacterized. The transcript has 2 exons. The record is from RefSeq and is a predicted model, not a curated record. NCBI's taxonomy places the organism in Eukaryota, Fungi, Ascomycota, Sordariomycetes, Sordariales, Chaetomiaceae. Gene Ontology annotation, biological process: cristae formation. The coding region runs from base 1 to 2313 and encodes 770 amino acids.
AUGGACCUGGCAUCGCGCCGUAUCCCGCCUGCUGGCCUUGACGAUGGCACCUCCAUCCGGUCCAGGGCCUAUUACAACUCUAGCCAUCUAUUGCGGCACGCUGAGUCACGGUAUUCAUUACAGGAGCAGUUUGCCGUAACCAAGAAGGAGUACGAGUUUGGCUUCGACGAUGCCUCAUCGGUCCUGGAACGGUCGACUCUGGCCUCGGGAGCUGUCCGAGCAAACGAGCUCGAUGACGACGACGACGGAAAGCAAACCCCAGUUUGGGUCCUAAGCAGCGUGGCCAACCGAACUUAUUACGAGCUGCUAUGCCUGCCAAAGGGUGUGUCCCUGUCUCCCGACCAGGUUUGUGAUGCCGCCUACCGUCUCCUCGAGGUGCUGGCAGUCGACAAGCAGCCUCCCCGUUUACGGAGCUCUGCUGCCUUCUACCUGGGUCUCACCCAGGCCGCCUGUGAAACUCUGGUCGAGCCUUCGAGAAGGUUAGCUUAUGACCUGUACCUGUCGGAGGCUCACGAACCGGCAUCGGACUCGCCUGAGCCUCUCAUUGACGACGACCUCCCGGGUCCAGGGAGCUGUGAGAGCUACGAGAACCAGAUCCAGGAGCAGUAUCUUCUCCUGACGCAGCGGGAAUCCAGGGCGAAUACCGACCUCUGUUUCCGGGUUGGUGCUGCUGCUGCUGCUGCGCCAUUGCUCACCUCUCAACGGGGCUCGCGCCAGCACGGGUUAGAACUGAGGGUUUUGGAUUUCUCCCUCCGAAAAACAGCCACCACUGGCGUGCCAGCCUUGCGACAAUCUGUUGAGAGAAUGGUGGUGUUCCUUCAGGGAUUGCCCAAUAAAGGAGCCCCCAAGGUUGAGGGGUCGCCUUUUGUUCGGGUCGCCGAUCCGACCGUGACAAUUACCGGUGCGACACACGGAUUGCUAGAUGAACGAAUCAGGCUUGCGCCAUCCCUUAGUGACCGCUAUCAGCUACCAGGCCCUUCGAUCCACGGGAGGAGGCGCGCGGAGCAGUUGCUGGCCUCCCAAUUCCUUCCGCUGCUGAGCUUAAACCUCCGCCAGGCUCUCUCCUGGCGCGGAGAUCCUACCCUUGUCGCGGGGCCGGACCUUGUCGUCGAACACGAGUUGGAACUUCUCCCUCACCUCUCCACCACGACACGGGUAGGCUAUUCGGUGAAUCUGUCUGGUGCUGACGAACCACUCAACAUCGAAGUUUCGGCCCGGAAGCCUCUUACCCGCAGCCCCGGCCUGCAUUCGACCCUGGGGUUUGCCGUCCAUGAACGAGUCGGUUCCGGCACGGCCUUCUUGAUCGCAGACGGAGGUGACUGGAACCCCAGCAUAUCCAAAGAAUGCCAGGAACUUUCCCGAUGUUCCAAGACUGUGGGUGGACUUGCGCCCAUGGUAGAGGCCUUCCGCAAUUCGCCAACCGUCGAAAUCGGCUAUGCCUUCGGGAGGCACGACUUGGGCAUGCAGUCCGGACAGGCACUCACCAAGCCUUCCGAAAGGGGCCUCUCCACCCUCGACAGCGACCUGGACGAGCGCAAGCCCAGCUCUUGGACAGCGUCCGUGGGUUUCACCCCUGGUAAUGCAGCAGCCUACCUCCGCUACGGCCGCGAUCUCUUCGCUUCACGCGCCCAAACCAGAUCCUCCCCGAAAUCCAGGACCGGCCUCCGCGCUGAAGUCGAGCUGGCAAGCACAGUCCAGCACGACUUCUUCUUCCUCGCCUUCCGUGCCCUCAAACGCAUCGGCCGCUUCUCCAAAGCCGGAUUGGAAAUCGGCUUCUCCCCAAGCAAUCUACACCUCUCCUUCUACUGGUCCCGUCUCGGCCAGCGCAUCAGCCUCCCCUUUCUGGUAGCCAACAGCACCACGGCAAGAUCCAGAUUUGCCACCAGACUCCUUUUCUGGACCACCAUCUUCCCCUUCGCCGCCUUCGCCGCAUGGGAAUGCUACCGCCGGCGCCGCUGGUGCGCGCGCAAGGCGUCGUCGACCUCCACGACCGCCGAGCCCGAACGAGGAGGCGCCAAGACGGUGCAGUUGCACAUUGCGCGCCGCCGCGCCGAGGCGGACGAGCUGACGGUCGUCCUGGCCACGGGCGUCGAGCCGCGCCAGGCGGCCCAGCGCCAGCGCGGCGGGCUGGUCAUCGCCGGCGCCAAGUACGGCGUGCGGGACGCGCCGCCCGAGGAGAGCCGGCUGCUGGGGUUCUGGGACCCGGCGCCGUUGAGUGGCCCCGGCGACAAGGUGUUGAGGGUCCGGUAUCUGUGGCGGGGCAAGGAGCGGACGGUCGAGGUUGGUGAGCUGGAGGAGUUAAGGCUGCCAUGA